Molecule: messenger RNA, 9320 nt
Organism: Gadus chalcogrammus (walleye pollock)
Lineage: Eukaryota; Metazoa; Chordata; Actinopteri; Gadiformes; Gadidae
Gene: tecta
Product: tectorin alpha
Exons: 34
Coding region: 161-8200 (2679 amino acids)
Biological process (GO): cell-matrix adhesion
Molecular function (GO): protein binding
Source: RefSeq, a predicted model, not a curated record
CUUCCGGUUACGGGGGCAGUUGUAAUCUAACCGAAGAACAACAGCAAAUAGAGGUACUGCAAGUGCAAGACUUUCGCCACGGCUCUCAACAGACCUCCAAUCAUCCAAUGUGCUGAAAAGGUCUCUCCUUUGGUCGUUCACACAUCAGAGGCCCGGGGCCAUGGAUUCAUCCUCCGACGAGGAGGAGGGGCGCUCCUUCGUCCAGGUGGUCAGUGAGAAGUACAACCCGGAGAACUUCCCCUACUGCCGGGGCCCGGGCAUGGGGGUGGUGGUGCUGCCUAGCCCCCCGGGCUCCCCGGUGAAAGAUCGGCUCAACCUGCCCAGUGUGCUGGUGCUGAAUGACUGCGGGAUCACCAAGGCCGGUGACAGGACGGAGGUGGCCACGUUCUGCGCCCACGUGGUCGAGCUGGACCUGUCCCACAACCAACUCAAGGACUGGGAAGAGAUUGGGACCAUCGUCUCCAACGUCCCCCAUUUGGACUUCCUGAAUCUGAGCAGGAACCCCCUGAGCGGCGUGGAGCUGGAGCCCAGCCUGGCCGAGGUGUUCUCCAGGGUGCGCCGGCUGGUCCUCAUCAACACGCACAUCACAUGGGACACCGUGCACACGCUCACCAGCCACACCCCAGAACUGGAGGAGCUGUUCCUGUGCCUGAACCUCUACGAUGAGGUGGUGGAGUCCGGGACGCCCUGCCUGUCCCUGCGGCUGCUGCAGAUCACAGACAACCAGCUGCAGGAAUGGGCGGAGGUCCGCAAGCUGGGGGCCAUGUACCCCCGUCUGGAGAUGCUGGUGCUGGCCAACAACAGCCUGGGCUCUGUGGAGGACCCCCCCGACACGCUGGAGCGCCUCUUCCCCAAGCUGCGCUACAUCAACCUCAAUAACUCAGGGCUUAGCAGAUGGGAGGACGUUGACAGUCUGAAUUUCUUCCCCAAACUGGCGGAGGUGAAAGUGAUGGGCAUUCCCUUACUGCAGCCAUACACUGACCAGCAGCGACGCAGCCUCAUAGUGGCACAGCUUCCCUCCGUCUCCGUGCUGAACGGUAGCCUGGUGACGGACGGCGAGCGGGAGGACGCUGAGCGCUUCUUCAUCCGCCACCAUCAGGACCGUCCGGAGGAGGAGCUCCCCAGGAGAUACCACAUCCUGGUGUCAAAGUACGGCCGGCUGGCGCCGCUGGCCGAGGUGGACCUGACGCCCCGCGGCCCCACGGUGGAGGUGCGCUGCGGGGACCGGGUGGAGGUGGUGACCCUCACCAUGGAGCAGACGGUGGGCGCGCUGAAGAAGCAGCUCCGGGCCCUGCUGCAGCUGCCGCCCAGCGGCGUGCGGCUCUUCCACGUCAUCCACACCGAGCCCUGCUCCGCGUCGCUGUCGCAGGAGAUGCAGUACCCGGGCCGGGCGCUGCACUCCUACAGCAUCCGCGACGGCGACGAGAUCCUGCUGGUGCCCAAGGACAAGGCCCGCUGCCACUCCACGGGGAGCGGCGUUCCCGUCCUCCAGUCACCCCCUCUCCCCGUCUCUAACCCUAACGCUGCCGCCUCGCUGCCUAGCCGCCGGCGCCCUGUGGAUGGUCCUCUGCUCUGUGAAGGCAGCCGGGCUGAGAGAGCUGAGGUGCUAGAUGUCAGUCUUCUGAAGCCAGAGCUGACCAUCUCCUCCUCUUCCCCAAUCUCCUCUACAAUCCUCAGGAUGGUCAGCCCAGUAAAUCCGGUGAUUGUGCUGCACCUCCUCAGCAUCUUUGCACAGAUUAGAGCUGGUAAUCAGGACAUCAUGUACCCCUACGGACCGGGCCGAGAUCAAGAGACCCCCAAGAUGGAUGAUGGGAGUUCUGCAGAAGUGGUUCUGCUCCUCCCGUUCGUUUUCUUCAAUGGCCCCUACCGCUCCAUUUACGUCAACAACAAUGGCGUGAUCUCCUUCAAUGUGCAAGUCAGCCAGUUCACCCCCGAAGCCUUUCCCCUGAGUGACAGUAGAUCAUUCAUUGCUCCACUGUGGGCGGACGUGCACAAUGGCAUUAGAGGGGACGUGUAUUACCGUGAGACCGUCGAGCCCGAAAUACUAGAGCGGGCCACGCAAGACAUACGCAAGUACUUUAAAAACAUAUCAGGCUUUACUGCUGCCUGGGCUUUCAUCGCAACUUGGCACCAGGUCACCUUCUAUGGAGGCAGCCAGACAACUCCGGUAAAUACAUUCCAGUGUGUGCUCGUCUCAGAUGGCGCAACAUCCUUCUCUAUAUUCAACUAUGGAGAGGUCUUGUGGAGCACAGGAACCGCCAGCGGAGGAGAUCCCCUGACCGGAUUGGGUGGGACGACAGCACAGUCAGGUUUCAAUGGAGGAGACAUUGGCCAUUUCUUCAACCUGCCAGGUUCACGGUCCAACGACGUUGUGAACAUUGAGCAGACAACCAACGUAAAUGUGCCGGGGCGUUGGGUGUUCCGGGUGGACACUGAAUUGAUAGAUCCUGCAAAUGGCUGCAGCUACAAUGGGCGCUUCUACAGACGGGGGGAGAUCUUCUGGCUGUCCGACCAGUGCUCUCUGCGCUGUCGCUGCCUAGACAUGAACAAUGAAGUUCAGUGUCAGGAGGCACCCUGCGGCCAGCUGGAGACCUGUGAGCAGCAGGAGGGCGCCUUCUACUGCCAGCCCGUCCGCACCAGCACCUGCGUGGUCUUCGGUGACCCACACUACCACACCUUCGAUGGCUUCCUCUAUCACUUCCAGGGAACCUGUUCCUACCUGCUGGCGCGGCCAUGCUGGGAGGUGGUAGGGCUGCCUUACUUCAGUGUGGAGGCCAAGAAUGAAAACCGUGGCAUGGCCUCUGUCUCUUGGCUCAGAGAUGUGACAGUGGAGGUGUACGGGCAUCGAGUCACUCUGCCCAAGGGAAGCUUGGGAACCGCUCAGGUGGAUGGUCUUAUGAAGACUUUACCUGUUCAGCUUCAACUCGGUGCCAUAAGGGUUUACCAAUCUGGAGUUGCAAUAGCCUUGGAAACAGACUUUGGCCUUUUAGUUACCUACGAUGGCCAACACUAUGCCUCCAUCUCAUUGCCUAGCUCCUACUUCAACAAUACUUGUGGCCUGUGUGGAAACUAUAACGAUGACCCUGCCGAUGACCCAGUGUUGCCCGAUGGGUCUCUGGCUGAAAGUGUGGUGGAGCUAGGGGGUAGCUGGCGGGCAGACGAUACAGACUGGAGGUGUCACGACGGAUGUACUCAGAACUGCAGCAUGUGUGACCCGGCCAUCGAGGCCUUCUACUUUCGUUCCGACUACUGUGGGCUGAUCAACAAAACAGACGGCCCCUUUAGGGACUGCAGAGCCGUGGUGGACCCCACUGCGUUUGUCUACAGCUGUGUGUAUGAUCUGUGUAGCAACAGGGAUAACAUCACCACUCUGUGCCAUGCCAUCCAGGCCUACUCUAUGGCCUGUCAGGCCCUGGGAGUCACUAUACGGCCCUGGAGAUCCCGCAACUUCUGUGCCUUGUCGUGUCCGGAGGAUAGCCACUACCAGGUGUGCACCAGCGCCUGUCCGUCCUCCUGCUCGGACCUCACCUCUGCCCUCUACUGCGCCCACCCAUGCACUGAGGGCUGCCAGUGCGACCCAGGCUACAUCCUGAGCGGCAGCCGCUGUGUGAAUCUCGAUGACUGCGGCUGUGAGCACGAGGGUCUCUACUACCCCCGUAACGACACCUUCUGGGCGGGCACGAGCAGCAAAGCCAGCGAGUGUAAGCUGCGCUGUGUCUGCGGCCCCGCGGGGGAGGUGUCCUGCUUCAACGACUCGUGCCGCGAAGGGGAGGUGUGCACGGCGGAGGUGGGCCGGCUGGGCUGCUACCCUCUGAGGGAGGGGACCUGCUCGGUCGCCCAGAACACGGUGACGUCGUCGUUCGACGGCGUCUCCAUGUCCUUCCCUGACGACAGCUCCUACUACCUGCUGAAGCUGUGUGGCUCGGCACCCCGCAACGUUUCCAGCGUGGAGGUGAAGAUCGGCAGGAAGUUGGUGAACAAAGGCCCGACUUGGAUGAGGCCUGUGGUGGUCAGGGUGGCGAAUAUCGAAGCCCAGAUAGGAGGCACCGAUUUUGACAUAGUGAAGGUAAAUGCUGAAGUGGUGCCCCUCCCGUACGUGCAUCCACUGGAGACGAUGUUGAUCUACAAAGCCCCGGGCAACGUCACGGUGGUGGAGUGCCCCGGCGUGAUCCGGGUGCAUUACAACCGCCAGGGCUUCCUCAACAUCUCCCUCUCCACCGUCUUCUACAACGCCACCUGCGGCCUCUGCGGCUUCUUCAACCGCAACGGGUCAGACGACCUCCGCCUGCCCAACGGCCGCCUGGCAGAGUCCAGCGAGCAGUUCACAGAGGGCUGGCGCGCCAUCGCCGACGACCUCACCUGCAACGGCGACUGCGACGACCUCUACCGCAUGUGCACGGACCUCCGCGUCUACCAGAGCCCCUACAUGUGCGGCAGCAUCAACGACCCAGGGAACAGCUCCUUCCUGGCGUGCCACGACGCCAUCAACCCCUCGCCGUUCUUCCGGAACUGUCUGUACAACAUGUGCGUGAAGGAAGGCAACCGCUCUGCCCUGUGUUCCUCACUGCAGGCCUACGCCUCGGCCUGUCAGGACGCCCAGGUGGGCCUGGCGUCCUGGAGAAGCACCACCAACUGCCCGCUGCCUUGUCCAGACCACGGCCACUUUGACGAGUGCACCAACGCCUGCCCUCUGACCUGUGAUAACCUGGACGAGCCCCGGAGGCCGUGCCCGCUGCCGUGCCAGGAGGGCUGCCAGUGCGAGGAAGGCUACGCCCUCCGCGAUGGGCUCUGCGUGGCCCGCAGCGACUGCGGCUGCAAGAGCCACGGGCGCAAGCUGGCCACCAACCAGACCUUCUGGAGGGACAGGGAGUGCCUGGAGCGCUGCUACUGCAACGGCUCAGACAACAGCGUGUACUGCCAGACGGGGCCCUGUCACGCGGAGGAGUACUGCGAGGAGAACGGCGGCCUCUACUUCUGCCAGCCGCGCACCGAGGCCCUGUGCGCCGCCGCCGGCUACGGACACUUCCUGCCGUUCAGCGGUGUGCCGUUCGAGCUGCAGAGCUCUUGCACCCUGCAGCUGGCCACGACCAACUGCAGGGGGGACGAGGAGCCGGGCCAGCUGAUCGCCGGGGGAUCCUCAAACACCUUCCCGCCCUUCAAAAUGGCCGCCCGCAACGAGGAGCGCGACACGGGCCAAGCCAUCUGGGUCCGUGGGUUCGUGCUGGAGGUCUACGGCUACGAGAUCGAAGUGUCGCGGAGCUACAAAAACACAGUCACGGUGAACAAGGAGCGCCUCUAUCUCCCCCUGAAGUUGGGCUCGGGGAAAAUCACCGUGGUCACCUUGGGCAUGCUGCUGAUCCUGGAGUCCGACUUCGGCCUGAAGGUGGUCUUCGACUGGAACACCCUCCUCCUGCUCAGCCUGCCCCACGCCAUCUACAACAACACCUGCGGCAUCUGCCAGGGCCUGCCCCCGUCGCCGCCCGUCCUCUCCAGCACUGCCGACUGGGGCAUGGCGUGGGCCGAGAGGGACACCUUCUGCCAGGUGGGGUGCGGGGACUCCUGCCCCCGCUGCGGCCUGGGCGAGAAGAGCCACGGCAACGAAGACUCCGCCGCCGUGUCGGAGGGCUAUGACGGCGCGGUGAGGCUCUGCGGUCUGAUCGUGGACCGCGCCGGCGUGUUCGCCAGCUGCCACAGCAAGGUCCCGCCGGCGUUCUUCUACCAGAGCUGCCUGCAGGACACCUGUAUGGACCAGGGAGCCCCGGAGACCAUCUGCAACUGGCUGCAGAUCUACGCCAGCACCUGCCAGACGCAAGGGCUGCCCAUCUUUGGAUGGAGGUCUAACACCCCCUGCGUGCUGCGCUGCCCAGCCAACAGCCACUACUCCAGCUGCAUGUCGGUGUGCCCGCCCCAGUGUGCCCCGGCCCGCGGCCAGAGGGACUGCAAUCAGGACUGCGUGGAGGGCUGCCUGUGCGACCAGGGCUACGUCCUCAAUGGCAAGAGCUGCCUCCUGCCCCAGAACUGCGGCUGCUACACGGACGGCAAGUACUUCGAGCCCAAGCAGCUGUUCUGGAACAGCGACUGCACCAAGCGUUGCCAGUGCAUCGGCCGCAACCUCAUCCAGUGCGACCCGCGGCGCUGUAAGGCGGAGGAGGAGUGCACGCUGCGCUACGGCGUGCGCGGCUGCUUCGCCCGCCGCUCCCAGCACUGCGUGGCGUCCGGCGGCGGCGUCUUCCGCACCUUCGACGGCGCCUCGCUGCGUCUGCCCGCCUCCUGCUCCUUCGUCCUGUCCACCAACUGCCGCAAGCUGCCCGACCUCUCCUUCCAGCUCAUCGCCAACUUCGACAAGUGGAGCACGCCCAACCUCACCACCAUCUCCCACGUCUACCUGUACAUCAACGAGGAGAACAUACUUAUCUCCGGCAGCCUGGUCAAGGUGAACGGCACACCGGUGUCGGUGCCUUUCGUCACAGGGCUGAUGACCCGCCUGUCCACCUCCGAGGGCUUCCUGGUCAUAGACACGCCCCAGGACAUCCAGAUCCGCUACAACCGCUUCAACACCCUCAGCAUCACCAUGGGCCAGCGGCUGCAGAACAAGGUGUGCGGCCUGUGCGGGAACUUCAACGGAGACCCCAGCGACGACUACAUCACAUCCAGGGGCAAGCCAGCGGUCAGCGCCUUGGAGCUGGCCCAGAGCUGGAAGACCAACGGCAUGCAGAACAGCUGCGACGAGACCCAGUACGUGGCCCUGGCUCAGUCCUGCGAGAACACGGCAGUGCUGAGCCUCCAGGGCGAGGACGGCUGCCAGAAGCUCAACCAGAUGAAGGGCUUCUUCCAGCCCUGCCACGGCCUGCUGGACCCCCGGCCCUUCUUCGAGUCCUGCUACCUGGACGGCUGCUACAACCACCGCAAGGCCCAGGUCUGCGGCUCGCUGGCGGCCUACGCCGAGGCCUGCCGCGCCAUGGGCACGCUCACCACCAAGUGGAUUGCCCAGGAGAACUGCUCAGAAUGGAUCUAUGACCCCUGUGCAGGAGAGAUCUGCACAAACAAUACCUGUGAGCAAGAGAACGGGGGGGACCUCUGCGGCUGCCCGGAGUUACCCAGCAGCCCCGGCGGUGACGAUGACAUCAUCCAGGCGGAGGUGACCUGCAAGCACGCCCAGAUGGAGGUGUCCAUCUCCAAGUGCAAGCUCUUCCAGCUGGGCUUCGAGAGGGAGGACGUGCGCAUCAACGACCAGCACUGCGCCGGCAUCGAGGGAGAGGACUUCAUCUCCUUCCGGAUCAACAACACCAAGGCUCACUGCGGCUCCAUCGUGCAGUCCAACGGCACGCACAUCAUGUACAAGAACACGGUGUGGAUCGAGAGCGUGAACAACACGGGCAACGUGAUCACCAGGGACCGCACCAUCAACGUGGAGUUCUCCUGCGCCUACGAGCUGGACCUCAAGAUCUCCCUGGAGACAGUGCUGAAGCCCAUGCUCAGCGUGAUCAACCUCACGCUGCCCACCCAGGAGGGCAACUUCAUCACCAAGAUGGCGCUGUACAAGAACGGCUCGUACCGGCAGCCCUACAGGGAGGGCGAGGUGGUGCUGAGCACGCGGGACAACCUCUUCGUGGGCGUGUUCGUGGAGGGCGCCGACGAGAACCAGCUGAUCCUCAUCGUCAACAUGUGCUGGGCCACGCCGUCGCGCUACAGCAGCGACCGGCUGCGCUACAUCAUCAUAGAGCGGGGCUGUCCGAACAUCAAGGACAACACCAUCGGCAUGGCGGAGAACGGUGUGUCGCUCACCUGCCGCUUCCACGUCACCGUGUUCAAGUUCAUCGGCGACUACGACGAGGUGCACCUGCACUGCGAUGUGUCCCUGUGCGACUCAGAGACCAACGCCUGCAAAGUGAACUGCCCACACACCAGGAGAAUGUACUCGGAGGACAGUCAACAUACGGAGCACAUACUGUCUGUAGGGCCAAUCAGAAGAAGAGAGUCGGACUGGUGUGAAUUCAACAACGGGGGUUGUGAGCAGAUCUGCAGCAGUAAGACGACUGGGCCGGUGUGCAGUUGUGUGACCGGGAUGUUGCAGAGAGAUGGAAAAAGCUGCCGGGUCGUGAACUUGAGUCCCAUGCUUCGAGCCCAGGCUCUUCCUGUGGGCGUCACUGUCUUGGUCGCCUGGCUCCUGGUUCACAUGCACACUGUACUCACCUGCUAACCCAACUGGUAACACCGUGAAAGACUUGAAGAAACGCAACCAAAUAAGUCCUGCUUGGACUUACUCAGCCAGUAGACCAGACGUUGGCCAAUCACACCAUCAAAGACAUUUCAAAUUCAACCCUUCUGAGUGUAUUAUUGUAUUCAAUUGGAAAAACACGUAUAAACCCAGAUAUACAUUUAGAAAAUAUAAUUUAAAUACUUACUAUUUUAAUAAUUUAAAUACAUCCAAAGAAAUAUCUUUUGUUUGGAAAACCAAAUACUACAACAGAGCAUUCACCAAAAAAAUCACUGAUGUCCAUUACUUAUAAGAAAGAUGAGGAAAAAAUGAAAUGGAUGUUAUGGAUAGACUUUCAGCAUAAAUGACUGAAAUGAGUGGAACAACACUUUUUUUAAAGAAACACAUCAUUGUGAUCCUAGUCCCUGCAUUAUCUUGUCUAAGGGUAUUCGAUGGAUGAACUGGCUAUACAUCAUAGGUAAUGUAAUGUGUAUUCAAAUUAUAUACUCUGUUCUAGCAUAGCUGCCAGGGUGAGCAAUCUCUUUAAAUAUGCAAACAACUAGUAUGAAAUACAUUUGUUUUUGUCUCGCAAUCAUUUUAAUACUUCCGCUACAGUUUUCAACAAACAGUUACGCUAUGCUAGUGUUUUCGUUGCAGGUAUUUUCUAGCAAUAACGCCAUUAACACUAAUCAUUGGCCGGCAACCAAGUUCUUAUCUGCUUAAUAAGGUGGCCAUGAAAUGUACUGAUAAAAAGGUGAUAAAUAGAGUAUGUGUUGAUUUUAUAUGGAUACCUGGGCAUGAGUGCCAGCAAAUGUUCUCUAUUUCUCAAUAAGGUAACAUGUCAAUGUCUGAAUGUAAACAUUGAACACAGGCUACAAUAAGUGACAGAACAACGUGUUUGUUGCAUGUUGAAGUGAAAACUGCCAAACUUCCGUAAUAUUUUCUCAUUUACAGGCUCCUGUUACUGCCUAAUAUGUAGAAAUGUACAGUCCUCAGUUGGUGGUACUUUUAUGAUUUUGAUAAACAGUAAUUUAAGAAAAUCUAAAGUUUUACAAUGUGCCCAAAUAAAAAUAAAAAGUGCCCUUGUUUUUUUGACAAGUUACCUUAAUAAAUGAAAACCUAA